CUAGGAGAGGGAUAAUGUUUUAUCUUGUUCUCGGGUAGCUCUCAAGCAGCGGCCAAAUGAACGCCGUGUCCAGAACCCAGCCUGAUUUCGUUGAAGAUAUCUCCGGCGAGAGUGAUUCGGAUACGACCUCCGAUGAAGCGUCAAUGUACUACCAGCCAAUCUCCGCCGACGGGGAUGAGGACGAUCAGACUUCCGAUCAACAUUCAUAUGUUCGUACCGAGAACGGAGAUCAAUCCGGCACUAACUUUAACCGCUUGCCGAACGGGUACGCGCGCUGCCUUGAGAACGGAGUUUCGUCUCUGGAUCUGAGCGAUGAGGACGGUGAGGAGGAGGAGGAGAGGAUAAGGGCCGCUUCUGAAUCUGCGCUCCGGAGAGCUCUUAGAGAAGACGAGAGUCGUCGCAGUGCUUCGCUGACACCGGAGAAUGCAGUCAGAAUCAGGGAGGCCAUGCGAGGAAUCUCGUUCGGCGGAGCACCUCCUGGUUGGGCGGCUCAGGUCCCGGAGAGCCAGUGGAUCCAGAGGCUUCAAAGAAUACGACAGGCAUCUUCUAUUACCACUUCUCCAAUUCAUGAUUGAACCUUUCAAACUCGGUUUAUGUUGAAAAUUGUUCUAAACCUAAUGCACAUCUUCUGUUUGAUGAAUUGUCCAUCCUUCUUCUUUGUCAAACUUUUCACUCUGAUUUUAUGUGAAACUUGAUUGUUACUCUGUUCUGUCUUUUUCUGUUUCAAACCUAAACAUUUGAUCUGAACUGAACAGUUCAUUUC
Messenger RNA from Cuscuta campestris, 763 nucleotides. NCBI's taxonomy places the organism in Eukaryota, Viridiplantae, Streptophyta, Magnoliopsida, Solanales, Convolvulaceae. The record is from the annotation of a GenBank genome assembly.